UCCUGUUGGUGUCUCGCACUGUGUGGUCGGGUUGUACAGAUUCUGCACUCAGAACAUCUCAUCCCUCAGACAUUACAGUAAUGGAGAUUCUGCUUUGUUCUCUGCUCUUCAUGGUUGUUCUUCAGUCAUGUGUUGUCUGUGGUGGUUAUUGUGGAGUGGAAAUAGAAAAUGUAUCUGGUGGUGAAGGAGGAGAUGUCAUUCUACAGGUUCCUCAGAUGGGGAUCAGAUUCAUCAUUUGGGCUUUACCAGGAAAUGUUAUUGUUCGGACUAAACCUGAAGAAUCUAUUGUGGAUAAUAAUCUGACAGAACAGUAUAGAGGAAGAGUGAGGAGUGAAGAUGAUGGAUCCUUACACAUCUAUAGAUUAUCACCGCAGGAUCAGAGUUGGUAUCCCACAAUUAUACAGACAACAGAAGACAAGAGGAUCUGUGUACUGUUUAAUCUCAAUGUAUACGAGAUAUUAUCCCCUGGAGACAUCCAGAUCAACCACACCAUCACCAGGAAUGACCCCUGCUCCCUGGACUUGUUCUGCUCCGUGGACAAAAGAAAUGUGACUAUAACAUGGAGCAGUGUACACACCAGUGAUAUCAAUGUGACCCGAGGUGUCCUGUAUGUAUCUCCCCGUGGUGUGAACGUCACCUAUAUCUGCACCGCACGUAACCCUGUCAGUAAUGUCUCCAAAACUGUGAUCCCUGGGGAAUACUGCAGUACUGAGAAGAAGAGAGAACCAGACGGCAUCACCGGUGAUCGGUGUAUGAUACCUUGGAUAUUAUCCGGUAUUGUGUUACUCAUCACUGUCUGCAUCUUCAUCCAUCACAUGAAGAGUGAAGUCAUACAGUCCUCCGGAAGACCCUGAAGACUCCUCUUCUAUGAACACGGGCCUUAUGGUUAAUUAUGGUCGCUCUGUUCUUACCGAACCAGAAAGAAGAUAUUUCAUAUAGAUAUUACUUUUUAUUCAACGCUCUGUUUCUGUGUCUGAGUAUUAUAGAAUAAGGAUUGUGUUCUGGUUACUUUAUCCCUGUACAGAUGAUUAAUUCAAUCAGUAGUAGCGCUAUUCUUUGCAAUAGAGUGACACUGUAACAAUAUAACGGUAUCAGUACGCUGCGUGCAUGUUGCAGGGAUAUUGGUUGUCACGGACCAAAUGCCAGCUAACAUUAGCUGCAACAUGCACGCAGCGUACUGAUAUCGUUAUAUUGUUAUAUUGCUACUGAUUGAAUUAAUGAACAAUACGCAGAGAUGGAGGAACAGCGCUCCUCAAUUCUUUUGCCUGCAACUUUUAGUAGAAUCUCUCUCUUUUUUUCUUUUCUUUUUUCUUUUAGGAUUUUAUAUAUAUUUAAGGACUGUUGUAUUUUUAAUACAUUUUUAUUAACCAUGUCAAUGACAGGUUUUUACUUCUAAUCAUGCUGGAACUUCUUAUGUAAUUUCAUAACGUUAUGAAACACAGGAAGUCCCGGAAUCGCCAUUUUGGGACUCCCUUGAGUGAAGCCAAGGUCUGGGUGACCCAGUUUCCCUGGCAAAUCCACAGCUUGUUCGCCCACUAGCAUGCCUUUAUAUAAUGUGUCCUGACUAUGUAUCUGUAUGCACAUCUUGAUAAGGAGCUCGGUAUGAGCUGGAAAUGCGUUUAAAGUGCUAUCACCAUCCUUUUAUACCUUUGAUGUUGAAAUAAAGAAAAUCUUUUUAUGGCAGAAGCGCUACGUUUGGAGACU
Molecule: messenger RNA, 1704 nt
Organism: Hyla sarda
Lineage: Eukaryota; Metazoa; Chordata; Amphibia; Anura; Hylidae
Product: signaling lymphocytic activation molecule-like
Exons: 4
Coding region: 81-854 (257 amino acids)
Source: RefSeq, a predicted model, not a curated record